AUGCAUGUGGGAUACCUUUUGGAUAAAGAAGGCAGCAUGUAUCACCAAGGACCUGUAAGACGAUCGGGCAUCAACAUCCCACCACAGAACUUUGUUCCCACGCCACAAUAUUCCGACUUUACUGGAUACCAUCAUGUGCCAAACAUGGAUACGCACGCACAGUCUUCGGGUGCUUGGGGAGCUCCUUAUGGCGCACCGAGAGAGGACUGGGGCGCCUAUAGUCUGGGUCCUCCUAACACUAUUCCUACGCCCAUGAACAACUCCUCGCCGGGACAAGUUUCCUAUUGCUCACCUGAAUACAAUCCCAUGCACGCGCCAGGGUCAGCAGUAUUGCAACCACCUCCAGAUAAUAUUUCUGUGGCUCAACUUUCCCCGGAUAGAGAAAGGCGCAAUUCUUCUUACCAGUGGAUGAGCAAAACGGUACAAUCAUCUUCCACGGGCAAAACAAGGACGAAGGAAAAAUACAGAGUGGUUUACACCGAUCACCAGAGACUGGAACUGGAGAAGGAGUUCCAUUUUAAUCGUUACAUCACUAUCAGAAGGAAGUCAGAACUUGCGGGGAACCUUGGCCUUUCAGAACGACAGGUGAAGAUCUGGUUUCAAAAUCGCCGAGCCAAGGAAAGGAAAUUAAUCAAAAAGAAAAUGGGAUCUGAUGGCAGCGGAGGAUCAGUGCACAGUGACCCGGGUUCAGUGAGUCCUCUGCCGGUACCAGGCUCACUCAGUCCGUCGGAUAUUCACGGCUCUCUCUACCCACCCCCCGGAAUGAACACCUUGGCAUCUAUUAGGAACAUACAGCAAGUUACUGUCACUCAGUAG
This is a messenger RNA of Salvelinus namaycush (lake trout), 816 nucleotides long. It is a transcript of the gene cdx4, whose product is annotated as caudal type homeobox 4. The transcript has 3 exons. Gene Ontology annotation, cellular component: nucleus. The coding region runs from base 1 to 816 and encodes 271 amino acids. NCBI's taxonomy places the organism in Eukaryota, Metazoa, Chordata, Actinopteri, Salmoniformes, Salmonidae. Gene Ontology annotation, biological process: anterior/posterior axis specification; animal organ morphogenesis; regulation of transcription by RNA polymerase II. Gene Ontology annotation, molecular function: RNA polymerase II transcription regulatory region sequence-specific DNA binding; DNA-binding transcription factor activity, RNA polymerase II-specific. The record is from RefSeq and is a predicted model, not a curated record.